Messenger RNA from Triticum turgidum subsp. durum (durum wheat), 1026 nucleotides. NCBI's taxonomy places the organism in Eukaryota, Viridiplantae, Streptophyta, Magnoliopsida, Poales, Poaceae. The record is from the annotation of a GenBank genome assembly.
AUGGAACAGGAUGACGAAGAAGGUGUUAGAACCUUAGAUGAUGAUAAUUUCAUCGAUGAUACUGGGGUUGACCCAGCUGACCGUUAUGACAAUGAUAAUGAUGGCCACUCUCCUCGACGUUUUGCACAGGCAGAGGAAGCUGAAGAGGACGACGAAAUUGAGCGGCUCUUUAAGGGUGGUAAGAAGAAGAAGAAGAAUGACCGACCACGUGCAGAUAUUGGUCUUAUAGUUGAACAGUUCAUUGCUGAGUUUGAAGUAGCCUCUGAAGAAGAUGCCAACCUAAAUAGGCAACAUAAACCAGCCAUUAACAAACUCAUGAAGCUUCCGCUCCUCAUAGAAGUUCUCUCAAAGAAGAAUCUCCAGCAGGAAUUCCUUGAUCAUGGAAUACUCACUCUUCUGAAGAACUGGCUUGAGCCUCUACCUGAUGGGAGCAUGCCCAAUAUGAAUAUUCGAUCUGCUGUACUGAAGUUACUAUCAGAUUUCCCAAUUGAUCUUGAGCAAUUCGACAGAAGAGAGCAGCUCAAGAAAAGUGGCUUGGGAAAGGUUAUUAUGUUUUUGUCAAAAUCUGACGAGGAGACUACUUCCAACAGAAAAUUAGCCAAGGAACUGGUUGAUAAAUGGAGUCGACCAAUAUUCCAAAAGAGCACAAGAUUUGAGGAUAUGAGGGCAUAUGAUGGUGAAAGAGCUCCUUACAGGAGGCCUCAGAUGAAGAAGCCUUCAUCAAGUAGUUCUGGAAUGGAAUCCAGAGACGAUGAUCUUGAUGCUGACUUCUCUCAGCGCAAGUCCGGGCAAAGUGGUUCUAGGCAGCAUGCUUCUAGGCCAGAAGCAUCACCUUUGGACUUUGUCAUUCGUCCACAGUCCAAAAUUGACCCCGAACAGAUACGGGCUCGUGCUAAGCAACAAGUUCAAGACCAGCGCCGGCUGAAGAUGAACAAGAAACUGCAGCAGCUGAAAGCGCCAAAGAAGAAAAACCUCCAGGCUUCAAAGCUUAGUGUUGAAGGCCGUGGGAUGGUCAAGUACUUGUAA